This is a messenger RNA of Sapajus apella (tufted capuchin), 1411 nucleotides long. RefSeq names its product E3 ubiquitin-protein ligase RNF216. The coding region runs from base 327 to 929 and encodes 200 amino acids. The transcript is spliced from 4 exons. Lineage: Eukaryota; Metazoa; Chordata; Mammalia; Primates; Cebidae. The record is from RefSeq and is a predicted model, not a curated record.
GCCUCCCAAAGUGCUGGUAUUACAGGCGUGAAACACUGAACCCUGCCGAAUACCUCUUCUAUUUAAAGAUGUCUUUAGAAAUAUCCCCCCUGAAAAGGAGAGGCAUCCUCUGAGAAUUCAAGCCAAGUAAAGCUCAUUUCACAUCCCUUUUGUUGAACAGGAACUUCUGUGGUGUACACUCACCAGGAGUUGUUUUUGUGUCUGUCCUUUAUCCCCAGGAAACCUGUAGGAAGUGUCAGGGACUCUGGAAAGAACAUAAUGGCCUCACCUGUGAAGAGCUGGCUGAAAAAGAUGACAUCAAGUACCGUACCUCUAUUGAAGAAAAAAUGACUGCUGCCCGCAUUAGAAAAUGCCACAAGUGUGGGACUGGCCUCAUCAAAUCUGAAGGCUGCAACCGCAUGUCUUGCCGCUGUGGUGCCCAGAUGUGCUACCUCUGUCGAGUUUCUAUCAAUGGAUAUGACCAUUUCUGCCAGCAUCCCCGCUCCCCAGGAGCCCCCUGCCAGGAGUGUUCACGAUGCUCUCUCUGGACUGACCCCACUGAAGAUGAUGAGAAGCUUAUUGAGGAAAUCCAGAAGGAAGCUGAAGAGGAACAGAAAAGAAAGAAUGGAGAGAACACCUUCAAACGCAUCGGACCCCCACUGGAGAAGCCCAUGGAGAAGGUACAGAGGGUGGAGGCCCUCCCAAGGCCUGUCCCACAGAACCUGCCGCAGCCACAGAUGCCACCCUAUGCCUUUGUGCACCCACCCUUCCCCCUGCCGCCCGUGCGGCCCGUGUUCAACAACUUCCCACUCAACAUGGGACCCAUCCCAGCCCCAUACGUGCCCCCGCUGCCCAAUGUGCGGGUCAACUAUGACUUUGGUCCUGUCCACAUGCCCCUGGAGCACAACCUGCCCAUGCACUUUGGCCCCCAGCCACGGCAUCGCUUCUAAUGGCCCGGAACCCCCACUGAGCAGGACAGAGCCCAUUUGGGGUGGGGGUGUGGGAUGGAGAACACUCCCCUCCCCCAAGGCUGGUGGCUGUGCCAUUGCUUCCUAAGUCAGGUUGAAGGGUAGGCUGGUUUUCUUCCCACCUCUUUCCUAGAAGGGCCACUGCUCCCGGAACAGUGGCCACAGCUGCUGGCCCUCUGGGGGGCCUGCAUGGGAUUGGUUUGGCUCCCACUCGGCAGAGUCAAAAGGGCCUCAAAGCCCUUCUUUGAAGAGUUCUGCCAUCCUGGCAGGUAGCAUGGUGGCCCUGGCUGCUGUGUCACUCCAGUCCCUGCAGAAAGAAACCAAGAGGAAAUAUUUUGCCUCCAUUCACUUUUUCCCCUAGCAAACACCAGGGAAAAAAACCUCUCAGAAUUAAAACCACAUGAGCCUUCCUUAUAUAGCACAGACAGAUCCAUAAUAAAGAUGAAAAUGGUGGAGUUCAGAGA